This is a messenger RNA of Vairimorpha ceranae, 1305 nucleotides long. RefSeq lists its product as hypothetical. The record is from RefSeq and is a predicted model, not a curated record. The coding region runs from base 1 to 1305 and encodes 434 amino acids. The transcript has a single exon. NCBI's taxonomy places the organism in Eukaryota, Fungi, Microsporidia, Nosematidae.
AUGAAUUUUAUUUGUUUUUUAUUGGUUUUUAAAAAAGUAAUAUCAUCUCAUUUUAAUACACAUGAACGAAUUUAUAAUCUUAAUCAUUCAAUGAUGUCUUUAUUGAAGGAUAAGAAACGUAUAGAUAAUGAUUUAAAGAUUCAAAAGAGAACCAAUAAAAAACUCAGAAUUGAAAAUAAAAUUGACGUAAAUGUUGAUAUAGAUAAAGGUAAGUUAAACCUAGAAAGUGAAAAGUUAGCAGUAAAAGAGUUACAAAGUGCUGAUGUUACUACUGGAAAUUUAGAACAAUGCAAAACUAUAAAACACGUUGAUAUGCAUGAUAGUACUGUAAAGUCACUAACUAAUAAUUAUAACGGCUUAAUGGAUGCUAACACUAUUGAUACAAUAAGUUCUGGUUCUACAGAACCUUUAGAUUUGAGCUGUAAGUCUAAAAAUAAUCUUGCUUCUUCACUUUCAAAUGCACGAUCAUUAGGUGGUGCCAAUCUUUACAAUUCCAUCAGGACAGAUGAUAUGGAUAAAAAAGUAGAUUUUAAUUACAUUGGAUCUUUAAAAAACACUAUAAAUACUAAUGUCAAUAAAUUACAGAGUACUUAUGUCAAUACAAAUUCAAGAGAGGUACUUGAAGAUCUAGCUAUGAUGUCUCGGCCUGGUUCUACAAAAUCAUAUUUAACACCCCCACGUAACAUAACUUUUUUCGCUGAACAAGAACUUUCAAACUUAUUUAAUAAACUUAAAGAAAACUUUUAUAAUUUAAUACAAUCAAGAAACUUGCCCGAAUUUAGUAAUAUUUACAGCUUAGAUGCAAGAAAUAUUUCAGAUGAUGAUAAAUUGCGCUUAAAAAAACUUAAAAUAUCUUAUAACGGUAAAUUGUAUAAAAGGAAAAAAAAAAUUGACGAUUGUAUUAACAAUAUUUAUGAACAACUUGAAUAUCAACGAAUAUCAUUGCUAAAUUAUAAUUUAAUAGAAAAAAUUUUAAAAUUUACUAGCCAAGUUUUUGCCUUUAUCAUUGAUUCUAAUUUUUUUGAAAAAAAAAAUUUCAUUGCCUAUUAUUAUUUUGAUGAUAGGUUUAAAUACCAAAAAUACAAAUUUACAACAUUGUUUUCAGAUAAUAAUUUUGCAAAAAUGAUUACUUUAGUCAAACGAUUACUCUGUCAAGACUUCUAUUUUAAUCAUGUUAUAGGGGCCGACUUAAAGAGAAAUCUUGAAUAUCUAGCUGACCAUAUUUUAAGCAUAACUAUAAAUUUAGAUUCUUAUACUAAUUCUUUGGAUCUUCUCAAUGAAUUUUACAUAAAAUUUAAAAAAUAA